Molecule: messenger RNA, 666 nt
Organism: Didymodactylos carnosus
Lineage: Eukaryota; Metazoa; Rotifera; Eurotatoria; Philodinida; Philodinidae
Source: the annotation of a GenBank genome assembly
AUGCAUGAUUGCAUGGUAUCUUUAAAUUUAUUAGUCGCCAUUAUUAUGGAAAAUUAUUCAUUAUUUUAUUCAAACGAAGAAGAUGCAUUACUCAGUUAUAACGAUAUAGGACAUUUUCAAACAGUAUGGAAUAUGGCAGAUAUUUCAAGAAAAGGUGUUAUACCAGCGAGACGAGUCAAAUUUUUAUUAAGAUUAUUGAAGGGACAAUUAGAGGUUGAUGCAGAAAAAUUGUAUAAACAUAUGUGUUAUGAAACAGGAAAAUUGAAUAAUGGCUCUGACAUUAAAUUUCACGAUGUUUUAAAUAUGUUAGCCUAUCGUUCUGUAGAAAUUCGUAAAUCUCUACAAUUUGAAGAAUCGUUAGCACAUCUAUGGUAUCGUUUACAUAUUACAAAUUUAUCACCAAGUACAUUAUUUCUCAGUAUAUUGAAAACUUGUUUUGAUGAACAUUAUAAUGAGCCACGACAACUAACAACAAAAGAUGUAGCUAGUCUAUUAAGUAAAGAUAUCUUUGAAUUUGUUGAUAAACUAUUAGAUGAUGUUAGUGUAACUGAAAUGUUAAAUUUAAAAACAACAUUUUCUAGUGAUAGUAGUAUUGAUAUAAAAGAUGAAGCUACAAAACUAUAUUUAUCUCAAGGUAGUGAUAGUAAAAAUCGAAAAAAUAUGUGA